This is a messenger RNA of Andrographis paniculata, 324 nucleotides long. RefSeq lists its product as uncharacterized. The record is from RefSeq and is a predicted model, not a curated record. The coding region runs from base 1 to 324 and encodes 107 amino acids. The transcript is spliced from 3 exons. NCBI's taxonomy places the organism in Eukaryota, Viridiplantae, Streptophyta, Magnoliopsida, Lamiales, Acanthaceae.
AUGGACUUUGUGACUGGCUUACCGGGUAUCAAAAGAUUUGAUAUUUGGAGGAAGUUGAGCCCUUGUUACAUUGGUUCCUACACGAUUGUGGAGCGCAUUGGGAAGUUGGCAUAUCUAUUGAAGUUGCCUAGCGAGUUGGCUGAUGAGACAAAAGUGCUUCAACUUGAUAAGCUAAAGUUAGAGAAUGACUUGAGCUGUGACGAGAAAACUAUUCGGAUCUUGGACAAGAGUGUUAAAGCCUUAAGGAAUAGAAAUGUGCAUUUGAUGAAAGUGUUAUGCAUCGACAUGGAGUCGAGGAAACCACGUGGGAAGAGGAGUCGUUGA